Molecule: messenger RNA, 5929 nt
Organism: Patella vulgata (common limpet)
Lineage: Eukaryota; Metazoa; Mollusca; Gastropoda; Patellidae
Product: E3 ubiquitin-protein ligase RNF123
Exons: 23
Coding region: 135-2303 (722 amino acids)
Cellular component (GO): cytoplasm
Molecular function (GO): ubiquitin-protein transferase activity
Source: RefSeq, a predicted model, not a curated record
AUCAAUCUAAGGAUGAAGAUAUUCUACCUAAAGAGAAAAACAGUCCAGAAGAAUUAUCGAAACAGAAGAAAUAUUUUGCAUCUUGUGAUCAACUUAGAAAACAAAUUGAAGAAAUUGAAGAAAUCCAAGUAGAAAUGUUAAAAGUUUUAUUGAUUCAUAAUGAUUUAAUGGAGAAAAAUGAAACUUCAAGAGUAAUAUUUUUAGAAAAAUUUCGAGCUUUCUUGAGAGAAAACAGUGGACUUGGGAGAGUACAUCAGACUCAUUCAUGCCCACUGCCUGUUAGUUUAUGUUUUUUCCACCGUUUAGUUCAAGCUGUCAGAUAUUAUUGGGAUAAUUUUCGACUGGAAGAUCCAUGUAGAUUUGUUUUAAGUAAAGAUGCGUUUAUGCCAGUUCAGGAGUUCUGGUCUGAUAGUCGUGAUUAUUUUGAUUUUCAAAGAUGUGGAGGUUUAAUGUCUCAUUUAAACAGAACGUUGGGCGGUGAGGUGAAUAAAGCUCAAGGUCUCGUUGUUUAUGAUGAUGGUAAAGAUAUUAAAGUUAAAACCGUUCCACAGACACCCGGUGAGGAAUAUCCUGAUACCGAGUUACCAAGUGGUAAUUCUCUGAUAGAUUUAUUAGAUGGUUUAGUUAUAUUAUACCAUAGUACAGCACAUAAACAGCUAGGAAAGAUGUGUGCAUUAAGAGAUAAUAUGAAGGACUUUGUGUUAGCUUUACAAGAUACGGAAGAAAAAUAUAACAAAUGUCCUGAAGAGAUGAAGGAUGUUCGAGAUGAUUUAUUAAAAGCUAAAGAAGUUUUUCUAGAGAAAAUAACAGAACAAGCCAGACAGAUGGGAUGGGUGUUGGCUGUUAUAUAUUCUAAGCCCAAACAAGAAGAUGUUUGUUGGAUAUUAAAUGUUGUUUUAAAGACGAUAGAGAAAGCGUCCCAUUUUCGUAGAUUACUUCAAUUUAUGCCGGAGUUUUAUAUAGAAACAUGUGUUAAUGCUUAUAAUGCCCUGAAGAAUUAUAUUCACCCAACUACACCCUUCGAAUCACUGCCAGGUUACGAAGAUAUAUUACGACGUUACGCGAUGUUUUUAACCAACCAUUUUGCUGAUCAGAAGAUUGUUAGUAAUGAUUUAAGAGACAGUUUAGUUCAAGCAUUGGCAUGUUUCACCUGCUAUGCUAAUACCUUACACAUAUUAGAGACAUUGCCCAUGGAGAAUCGAGAAAAAAUGAUAAGAGCUUUGAUUGCACCGUAUGAAAAUCGUUCGUGGGCCCAUACUAAUUGGAUUCUAGUUCGAUUAUGGAAGGGGUGUGGUUUUGGAUAUCGCUAUAGAUACUUACCUAAUUUGGUUCCGUCAAAAGUUCAACCAACAGAAUUCAGCUUCGUUAGUCUACAGAAGCCGUGUCCAUCACAGAUAUUACAGAGUUUAUUAGCUAAGAUUCUUCUGGAUGAUGAACCUACCUCGACUAGAUUUCUUGAUACCCUCAUGAAUCAACUCAACUGGUCUUUCUCAGAAUUUGUUGGCAUUAUGCAAGAGAUACAACAACUAGUCAGUCGUACAGAACAAUUAUUCAUAGAGAGUCGACAAUUAAAGAUAUGUGCUGCUUGUUUUGAAAUCUCCGUUUGUUUGUUACGUGUUUUAGAGAUGGUGGUUACCAUAGCACCCGAUUUAUUUACAGAUUAUUGUCGAUCAUCCGCAGAAUUAUUCUUAAAGAGAAUCAUGCAGCUUCUUAGUCAGGUGUUGAGUCGAAUAACAACUAAAAACGGAGCAUUUGAAAAUCUCUCACCUUUACCCAUACCAGGUUUAGAUAGUGUAACAUAUUUUCCUAUAUUAACUGUAACGGUUGGUAUUUUAGUUCAGUUAAUAGGUAGAUCAGGUGGAACCAGUCAAGAAAGAGCAACACGUGCCUUGCUGACAGAUGCUGGAUUUAUGAUAAAAUCGCUCGAGUUUGUUUUUACUGUCGAAGAAAGAUCUUCUACUAGUAAAUUUAACAAACCAUUUUCUUUUAAAAAUUUUGAAGAGAUAGGUAGUGAAGAGAUACAAGAUGUCGAGAAUUUAAUCAUUUAUUUAAAAAAGCAACAAAUCAUCAUGUCAAAACAAGCUCAGGAUAUUAAAGAAGAUGAUUUAUGUACAAUAUGCUACGCUAAUCUACGUACAGCCGUCUUUGUUCCGUGUUCUCAUCAAUCUUGUAGGACGUGUAUCACCCAGCAACUGAUGACGAAGAAGGAAUGUUUUUUCUGUAAAGCUGUCAUCACGUCAGUCACUGACUUAAAGAAUCGACCCAUAUUACGAGAACAUUUCCUACCACCGAAAAAAACUUGAUGUUAAAAGAAAACUUAAUUUUAGCAAAAAAAAUUUUUAGCAAAUAUUGUAAUGUGAUAACUGUGUUUUUUUAAAAAAAAAAAAAAUAUUUCUUGUUUUCGUAGGGCCAGGGUAAAACUCUGACAAUAUCGAUAAUCAUAGAGUGUAAAAACAGUUAGCGUGGAAACACUAAUAUAACAAUUCACCUGACAAAUUGGCUUGAAUGGAGAAAAUCAGUCAUAUAUCCAUAAUAGUACCUGCAAUUGUUAAAUUUUCAAAACUAACAUAUUGUUCAAUUUUAUUUUAUUAACUUGCUUGCGCAUUGGGCUCUUUAGCAUUUGGAGGAAAUCGGAGGACCCGGAAAAAACUAACAUAUUGUUCAAUUUUAUUUCAUUAACUCACUUGCGCAUUGGGGUCUUUAGCGGCGGGGAAUCGAUACCACACCAUUUGACUCAAUGACACACACACACACACAUACCCCCGCCAUAAUAUUAGAACUUCAAAGAAUUUAACCAUAAACAUAAUAAAAGACUGUAUCAAAAAAAAAAUACUUUGGUUAUCGGAUAAUCCUGUGUCACUUACAAAAUGACUCUUUUUAAGAAUGUAUGAUUAUCCAGUACCAUUUAUGAUUGUCAUUAAAACUUAUCAGUGCUGUGUACUUGAUAAUUGAGCCUAUGCCACAUUUCUGGAUAAAUUAAAGUUUAUUUAUGGAUCUACUUCCUGUAAUCAGGUGCACGUGUGUCAAUAGCUCGAAAAUCACUACUCUUGUAUACUGGGCCUUUAAACCCAUCAGUAAACAAUUCCCAAAAUGGUUAAUGAAAAUAUGAUGAUAUUUAUACUUGCUGUGUUUUAUUUGUUGGUUAAAUUAUUAUUAUUUAUUGGUAAUAGAGUAGAGUAUUGUCAUAGCAACUUACAGUUCAACAUAUAACACAGGUUUAGGUAAAAGCUAGCUAGACUAUCUAAACACAACCAACCAUACCUUGUCUAUUACUGCCUUGAGUCAUGGACGUUCCAUGGAAAGAUGAUACCUCAAGUCAUGGAGGGUCCAUGGAAAGAUGAUACCUCAAGUCAUGGAGGGCCCAUGGAGAGAUGAUACCUCAAGUCAUGGAGGGCCCAUGGAGAGAUGAUACCUCAAGUCAUGGAGGGCCCAUGGAGAGAUGAUACCUCAAGUCAUGGAGGGUCCAUGGAAAGAUGAUACCUCAAGUCAUGGAGGGCCCAUGGAGAGAUGAUACCUCAAGUCAUGGAGGGCCCAUGGAGAGAUGAUACCUCAAGUCAUGGAGGGUCCAUGGAGAGAUGAUACCUCAAGACAUGGAGGGUCCAUGGAGAGAUGAUACCUCAAGUCAUGGAGGGCCCAUGGAGAGAUGAUACCUCAAGACAUGGAGGGUCCAUGGAGAGAUGAUACCUCAAGUCAUGGAGGGUCCAUGGAGAGAUGAGUUACCUUGUCUAUUACUACCAUACCUCGAGUCUUGGACGGCCGAUGUGUUUAGCUUUCAGAUUUUUUAGUUAUUUUUUGAAUGAUUGUUAAGAUAUUGGAUAAUUAAUUAGGUCAUCCCACGAUGAAUUAUUCAUAAUUACUUCCUAAUAAAAUUAAUUAGGUCAAUUCAACAUAGAAUGUAAGCAUUUAUUUCAAGAUAAAAUUAAUUAGGCCCGCCAUAAAUUUGUUGACAUGAUUUUCACAGUGCAGGUUAUUAGAACUUUUAUUUGUGUGUAAAGAUUUCAUGAUGUUAUUAAUUGUGUCCGUGAGGUCAUAAUGUAAUUUACCGAUUGGAUGCGCGCUCUUGCAAACCUCUUGAUCAGCCGGGAGGUCAAAAUGUAAUUUAUCGACCUCACACUCUUGCAAAUCUCUUGUUUUGGUUUUUGAUAUUAAAGGUACAUUAUGUCAGAGCUAAAUCUGCCCAUUGCAGGUUUUUAUUUUGGCUUUAAAUGUUAUUUAAAUUAUUAUUUAGACAUUUAUUCAUAGCAAGAACAACCAGGGGCCUGUUUCUCGAAAUCUUAACUAAAGAUAAAAUCCAAAUUUUAGUAGAUACUUCAAUUUUGAUUGACUAAGCACUAAAUUUAAUCUAAUAUCAUCCAAUCAAAUUACUAAAAUUUGGACUUUAUCUUAGUUAAAAUUUCGUGAAACAGGCCCCCAAUCUUUAUACAUCAAAUGGGCAAUCUCGUAUUCAAAUUAUCUGUCCUUGGUCGUAGCUAGAUUGUACGAACCAAUCAAAAAAUAGUUUACUAACCAGUUUGAGGCUCAUUGCUUACGUUCACAACAAUAUGGCAACUUGUUCACUCGAUAAUGAGAAAGUCUUCAAGAAAUUUAAUAUAAAAAACGUGAUAUCUACACAAAAAGAUGUCCUAAAACAUAUUUUUGGUGGAAAAGAUGUUUUUAUGUCGGUUUUUAAGUAAUAAACAAUUUUUUUGAUUGGUUGAUAAAAGUAGCUUAAUCAUCAAGGGCAAAUAAUUUGAAUAUGUGUCUCCUCAUGGAUGAACCCCAGGGUAUAAUGGAGUGGAACGGAAUGAGACCACUGAGGAUACCAAGGAUGCUCUUUAUACAUUAUGUAAGAUUUAGAUAAAGAGCUGGCAGUUCUUGCUAUAAAAGUUCAAAAAUAGAUAAUGUAAAAUGAAAAUAUUGAAAAUUUCAUUCAAAUUACUUUAUUCUGAGCAAAGUUAUCACUGUUUGUAGUUUUGACAAGAUGUGUGUAUUGUGGUAAAUUGGGCACUGGAAUAUUCAAGACUUAGCCUUGCUUUCCCAUUUUUGAAUUUAAUUUUUAAAUGGUGAACCAUUCUAAUCUAGUUAAAAUCUUGAGUAUCCGAUGCCAUCUAGAAUUGAUUAUGCUCUUGUUUUGUUAAUAAAUGUCUAAUUAAUAGUUUAGACAACAUUUAAGGCCUAAAUAAAGACCUGCAAUAGGUAGAUUUAGCUCUUGCCAUAAUGCAUGUUUAAAUGAGUUAAAGAUUAUCUUAGUUAUUAAUUAUGAAAUGAUAAAUUAUAAAAUCUUGUCCAAUGAAAUAAGUUGUAUAUAGACUAUAAAUGGUAGAGUAUUUAUUAUUGUUUAAAUAUUACUCGAAACAACCACGUUAUGUGAUGCAUCGUUUCUCAGAUACUUUAUUGAAAUGAAAUAAAAACUAAUUUAGACACAGGUAUGUAUAUGGUGACUGAUAAUUUCUGGAAAAAUCAUUUGGGGAAGGGCAGUGUGGCCGCAGCCGAACUGUUUACAUUUUUGGUUUGUUUUUAUCGCAAUUAACGGUUAAAGGGGGGGGGGGGAACUCUCUUUAUUAUAACGGAUGAUGUAAGCAAGCGGGAAGUGUGCAAAAAAGCGUGCAAAUGAAAGAUGGCGAGUAAAAAGCGGUCUCAAACUAUUUGAAACCGUUGUCAACGUUUUAACGUUAAAGUUUCCCUAUGGAUACUCAAUAGUUAUGUCACACGGUGAACGGACAUUCCAGGAAAUUGAGUGUUGACGGUAAACUGUAUAAACUGCUAGUUUAAGGUCUCAAUUCGUCGUGUCUCUGUGAAAGGCUAACGGUAAACAAGACAUCGGCUAUUGGUAACGGCAUGGCUGCAGUUUCAAGUUAAACUUAAAGGGACGGUGACGCGUUUCAAUACCGCUAUGUACAAGGUUUAUUUAUAAAUCCUAUGAUGGACUGAAUAAAGAAAUUUUAUGGUU